This is a messenger RNA of Syngnathus acus (greater pipefish), 1706 nucleotides long. Its product is annotated as ras-related protein Rap-2a-like. The record is from RefSeq and is a predicted model, not a curated record. Bases 327 to 878 code for a protein of 183 amino acids. The transcript is spliced from 2 exons. Gene Ontology annotation, molecular function: GDP binding; GTP binding; GTPase activity. Lineage: Eukaryota; Metazoa; Chordata; Actinopteri; Syngnathiformes; Syngnathidae. Gene Ontology annotation, cellular component: plasma membrane. Gene Ontology annotation, biological process: Rap protein signal transduction; negative regulation of cell migration.
UUUUUUUUUUUUUUUUGUCUUCUCGGGGACAAAAAGACAUUCGCCUUCCUUUCCACUGAUCGUCGCUGCACACUGAAGGGGGAAAAUGUCGUUUUAGCUCAUUUGCAAGAUGUGCAGCCGCCUCGUUUCUAAUUAUAGCCAGUCUUAUUUCUGCCUAUUGCAUUAUGGAUGCCCGUGGAAGGGGGUUCCGUCCAGAUAGCGUGGGAACGUCUCCGUAGAGGCUGAAUGCAACAUCCCCUCCGCCUGCACCGCAUUCGGCGCGUCGUGGCCGCGGCGUGAGCGCACAACGCGAGGUCGGGAUGUGGCGGAUGUGAAAGCGGGGCGCGAUGCGGGAGUACAAAGUGGUGGUGCUCGGCAGCGGCGGGGUGGGCAAGUCGGCCCUGACCGUGCAGUUCGUCACCGGAACAUUCAUCGAAAAAUAUGACCCGACCAUCGAAGACUUCUACCGGAAGGAGAUCGAGGUGGACUCGUCCCCGUCGGUGCUGGAGAUCCUCGACACGGCCGGCACCGAGCAGUUCGCCUCCAUGCGGGACCUUUACAUCAGGAACGGCCAAGGCUUCAUCCUGGUCUACAGUCUGGUCAACCAGCAGAGCUUUCAGGACAUCAAACCCAUGAGGGACCAGAUUAUCAGGGUCAAGAGGUACCAGCAGGUGCCGGUGGUGCUGGUGGGGAAUAAGGUGGACCUGGAGGACGAGAGAGAGGUGUCGCCCGGCGAGGGCCAGGCGCUAGCAGAAGACUGGGGCUGCCCCUUCAUGGAGACCUCUGCCAAGAGCAAGACGAUGGUGGAUGAGCUUUUCACCGAGAUCGUGCGGCAGAUGGAUUUUUGCCCACUGCCAGACCGCAGAGAGGCGUGCUGCCCCGCCUGCAGCGUACAGUAGCGGGUUGACAGAUCCCAAGACGUGGACAAAUAAAAUGAUGAUGAGAGAGUGAAGUUGGAGAGGACUCAAGGAAAAAUGUCGCUGUUGCCAUUUCUUAUUUCCGUGUCAGUCACGCGCUUUGGCUGAGAGGCAUGCUGGGAAAUGUAGGAAAGCACCCGGUGAAGUAGACAAUUGAGAUGAAAUCUAAUCCCUUGGACACAGGGUGGAUUUUCUUUUGAACUUCCACAUCCAUCAGCCCCCUCCUGGUAAACAGCCAAUUUCAGGGGCUUUCCCAAAGGCGGCGCAGUGCCAAAAACCACCUUAAAAGCCAUCAACAAAGAGGAUCGGAGCCCUAAAUCAUUUUGGGAAGCCAAGAAAAAGACAGCGGCAAAUAUAUAACAUCUGUCCUGUUUCCUUUCUGCACUCCUCUUGACGGUGCAAAGAUCAAACGGCAGAUUUCUACACCGAUGUCAAACAGCACCACUGUGAAGGUGUCACCCCAGAGGUCGGCCCAGCAGUCGGCCCGCCUAACAAUGAAUGAAUGAAUAGAUGAAUGAAUGUCCCAAGAAUAAAAAGCUGCACCUCUUGAGGAGACAUCCCAAACAUGGAUGAUGUGUGCAUGAAGUCAUACUCUCACGCUGACCUCGAGUACAAUCUCACCCAAAGAGACAAUGUCAAUCAAUCAUUAUUGAAAUGUGCAGACACUUGACACCUUACAGAUGAUACAAAUGCCUUGUAUGCCUAACAUGGUAGUGACAGUGUGUCUUGAAUUGCAUUAGUUAGUGGAUCUCAUCAACACUUAUUUUCAACUCAAAUAAAUAAAAACAUACAUCUUUAUGCACCACUGUA